AUGACACAACCUCAGUCAGAGACACUGCAUAGUGCAGAUGUUGAGAUCUAUGCCGCUGGUUUAGUUCCAUCUGAUGAUGGCAUGUCCAAGAAGCCGUUGAACAGCGCGGAUGCCUUGGAGAUUGCUAUUGGCGAGAGCAGCACGGUCGAAUACACAAUCGACUCCGACAACUCCCCAUAUCUCGAAGUACGGGCGAACGUGCCAAACACAGAUGACCCCACGUUGCCCAUCAAUACCUUUCGAAUGCGGUUCCUCGGCGUUGUUUUCACUCUUAUUGGCACUGGGGUGAACCAGUUUUUCUCCAUGCGCUAUCCCAGCGUAACAAUCACCUCGCUCGUUGCGCAGCUUAUCACCUAUCCAGUGGGCUGUGCCUUCGCGAAGGCGCUGCCUAUCAUGAAGUACAAAAUCGGUCGCUGGGAAUUGGAUAUCAAUCCUGAUCACCAUUUCAAUAUCAAAGAACAUGCUGUGAUCACAACCAUGUCGAACCUGAGUUUAAACCAAUCUUGGGCCAGUGCAAUUAUUCAAGCACAAAAAGUGUACCUCAAUAUGUCGACCCCAGUUGGCUAUCAAAUUCUGCUGUCCUUGACCAUGCAACUGUUCGGACUGGGUCUUGCUGGUCUUACCUACCGCUACAUAAUCUGGCCCUCAACGCUUGCCAAUGCAGCGCUUUUCCAGACCUUGCAUAGUGGAGCGAAUCCUCUAGCUAACAGCUGGAAGAUUUCUCGAUACCGAUUCUUUAUGUAUGCCUGCAUCGGGAGUUUCUGCUGGUAUUGGUUUCCUGGUUAUAUCUUCACCGGGCUGAGCACUUUCGCAUUUUUUGCUGGGCGGCUCCUAAGCCAGAUCGCAUACUAUACCUCGCCGCUGGUGAUCCCAUUCUGGGCACAAGUCAAUGUUUUCGCGGGCUGGUUUUUCGUCUCUGAUGCCUACGACAACACCGGCAAUCUCUACAACUCGAGUCGCAUCCUAGACAAGACCGGGACAAUCGUUGAGGGUAAGUACAAAGCCUACAGUCCUAUCUUCCUGCCGGUCACCUUCUCUCUCAGUUAUGGAGUGGGCUUUGCGGUUUUGAGCUGCCUGAUCACGCAUGUCCUGCUAUACCAUACCAAGGAUAUUGUCAGCACGUUCAAAGGCCAGAGCAAGAAGGAUGUUCACGCCAGAUUACUGUCCCGGUAUCCCGAUGUCCCGUGGUGGUGGUAUGCGGUGCUCACAGUACGUUGCCAUCGGGGUCUUGCCAUCAUGACUCAAUACGUCUGGCAUACGGGUCUACCUUUCUGGGGCCUCUUCAUCACGUUGGCUCUGGCCAUCAUCUACGUGACCCUCGUCGGAACAGUGUAUGCUGUCGCAAACCUGAACAGCAACUGCUUGACUGUGUUGGGUGAGAUCGUAUCUGAAUACCUUCUCAAGGGGAAGCCCCUUGUCCUGCUUGUUUUCAAGUUUCACGCAUAUACAGGCCUGAGUCAAGCAAUGUACUACGCAGCAGACAUGAAGCUCGGAUUAUACAUGAAUAUCCCCGGCCGUACCCUCUUCGUCGUGCAACUGGUAGCCUGUAUCCUGGGCACGCUGACCCAACACGGCGUUCUCCUGUGGAUGCUCGGCCACGUCAAAGACGUCUGCUCGGAAGACCAACCCGACAACUUCACCUGCCCACAGGGCCGAGUCAACUACAACAGCGCCGUCUUCUGGGGAGCAAUCGGCCCCGCCCGCCUCUACAACCUAGGCCAGAUGUACUCAGGCCUCCUGCACUUCUUCUGGCUCGGCCGCCCUCCUCCCGAUCCUCACCUUCCUCGCCCGCAAACGCUUCCCCAAUUCCAGCUAAUCAAAACCCGCCGUCCGCACUGGUGGGCCAAAUACAACUACGUGCUCUCCGCGGCAUUAGACUCGGGCGUCGCCGUCUCCGCCAUCGUCAUCUUCUUCGCCUUGACGCUGCCGGGUUUCACGUUUAGCUGGUGGGGGAAUAAUGUGAAUAGCGGGACGGUCGAUAGUCGGGGCACGCCGUGGUUGGAGUUGCGGGCGAAUGAGACGUUUGGGCCUAGGAGUUGGGCGUGA
Messenger RNA from Aspergillus homomorphus CBS 101889, 2046 nucleotides. It is a transcript of the gene optE, whose product is annotated as small oligopeptide transporter, OPT family. NCBI's taxonomy places the organism in Eukaryota, Fungi, Ascomycota, Eurotiomycetes, Eurotiales, Aspergillaceae. The transcript has 12 exons. Bases 1 to 2046 code for a protein of 681 amino acids. Gene Ontology annotation, biological process: transmembrane transport. The record is from RefSeq and is a predicted model, not a curated record. Gene Ontology annotation, molecular function: oligopeptide transmembrane transporter activity.